AAUUUAUUUUGUCAUAUCAUUGUGGUAGUCAGCUGUCACAGAAAAUUAUUUCUGGAAAAACAUAAACAGGCAAAAUUUCCCGUUUCCGCAGUUAGCAAGCUCAAACCCGAAGCAAACCAUACAGGAAACCAUCAGCACCUCCUCCGACCACAAUGAACUGGCACACGGGCAACAUAGCCGAGGCGGUGGCCGAAUCAAAGAUCAAAAAUGCAGUUUUCGUUGUAUUCAUAGAGGGCCAGGAUGAGAUGUCUAGCAAACUGGAGCGGUUCGUUGAUGAUAUUCGGGUGCGUUCCCUCCUGGAGACCCCCGACUUUGUGGCCAUCAAGGUCCAGGGAAAUAGCUCCGCCUAUGGACAGUUUAUGUCGCUCUAUAAAGUGGUUCCGAUUCCUUCGCUUUUCUUCAUUGGAAAAACCGGAACUCCUUUGGAAAUAGCUACAGGAGUCACUGCCAGUGUCGAGGAAUUGGUGGCCAAAAUAGACAAAGUGCUCAUCCUGGCGGGCAAGAAAGCAGCUGAGACUCCAGCUACCAGCACUUCUGCCUUGCCAGCCGAAAUUCCAUGCAGCACAGCAAGGAGCUUUGCAGGAGCCGAUGAUUCCACCAGUUUGAGCAAUGCGACCCAACAGGAACAGCCCACGACAGAUAUUCAAACUGAAAAUGCCACUUCUGUUUCAAAGUCAAAUACCGAGGAAGUCGAUGAAUCUCCCAAGGAAGUGGGUGGAGCGUCCAGUUCUGCCGAAGCUGUCUCCAGUCAAGAUCAGCCAAGUGAGGAGUCUGAAGCGAGUUACCGAGACGCGAAUCUGGCAACUCCCAGUUAUGUAACCGCCAGGUCCUCGCGUUCCAGCGUUACCGAAUCAUCCUCACCAUCUGCGGAAAGCAAGGGCAAUACCCCUGCUGCAGAGGCUGCGGUGAAAAGAGCAGCAGCAGCCGCUGUCGCCGCAGCAUCUACAGAGGAAAGCAGCUUAGACGAGGGUCUUCCCCCUAACGCUGGGCCAUCGGUUCGAAACCUGGCCAACGCCUUAUUGCCCACUGUGCCGCUGCUAUCCGCCGCUGUCCCAGUCACAGCUCAGGCAAAUACUACACCUACCACAUCAACUACCAGCGAUUCUGAGGCGCGGAUGGCGGAGGUGCAAAAGCUCUUGGAAGAGAAGCGCAAGGAGCGGAUGGAGGAGGAGCGUCGUCGGGAGAAGGAGAACGAGCUAAGGCGGCGACGGGAGGGCAGAGAGGCUCUGGCUCAGCAGCAGCUGGCUAAGGAGCAAGAGCUCAAGAAUAUGCAGGAACGUAUUCGUCGCGAACGGCAAGAGGAGAUGGAGGCCCGGGAACGGAUUAAGGCCCAGAUCGCUGCCGAUCGAGCAGAGCAGGCGCGACGCGUCACUAUCUCGCCGGAACCGGUACAUGCUGCUCCGUCUACUGUCUCAGUGACGCCAGACUCUUCAGUGAGCUCUGUGGACGAGGCGCGGCUACAGAUUCGUUUACCCGGAGGCAUCCAUCAUACCAAAACGUUCCCAGCCGCCGAGGUGCUGGCCACCGUACGCGUCUAUGUGAGGAACGAGAUGCUGGCAGGAAGCGAUGGUCGGGACUUUACGCUGGCUACAAACUAUCCUCGCCGAGAGUUCCAAGCAGAGGACGAAGUCAAGACGCUGAUUGAACUGAAUCUCGUUCCCAGCGCAGUGGUCUUGGUGUUGACCAAGGACAACUCGAACCGUGUGGUGCGCAGUGGCGGCUCUCUGAUGACCAUGCUGGCCACUGUGGUGUGGGCCAUGCUGACCCCAGCAGCCAAGGCGUUCGAGUACAUUAACAAGAUGGGUCUGCGGCCGCUCUCUCAGAAGAUAUCUUCAAUAAUAGCCAACAUCCGAUGGCCAGGACAACAGGUCGAAGUUAUGGAUGUUAUUCAGAAUCCAGCCGCCCGUCGCAACAUGGAUAUGUAUUCUUUGAGACCAAGCCAACCACCAGGCUUCAUCUACCAGGAGCCCCACGAAGCGUCAGCGACUCACUCAUCCACACCCGCGCCAGAAACUACCGAAGGUACCGGAGCUGACGGGAAGAGCGUUCCGCAACCACAGCCGGGUCCCGGCCGGGCACCACAAACGCAGAGCACCAGCCAGGCUCAUUCCACGUCACAGCGCCAAAGUGCUGAGUUUCAACAGCGGCCAGGCGGAUAUCGGUAUGGCGGCGCCAACAUUCGACGAUUGCAAGACACCCAGAAGGAAGACAAUGACAAGGAUAAGGCCACCUACAAUGGCAAUUCCACGCAGCAGCAAUAGGACGGCCCCAGUGCCGUCAGUCUCUAGAUAUCAACUUAAAUAAUCUGUUAUCUUAAAUUUAAUUAAAACUAUUCAACCAUAUUCCAAAA
Molecule: messenger RNA, 2350 nt
Organism: Drosophila bipectinata
Lineage: Eukaryota; Metazoa; Arthropoda; Insecta; Diptera; Drosophilidae
Product: UBX domain-containing protein 4
Cellular component (GO): endoplasmic reticulum
Molecular function (GO): protein binding
Source: RefSeq, a predicted model, not a curated record